AUGGACACUGAGCGGGGUUUAUCUGAAGUGCCCGCGCGUCUGAAAGAUGUUCGACAGAAACACAUGGAGACUCUGCGGGAAUAAACUGAAAAACUAAGAGUGAACACGAUCCUGAUGAGAGAGAAGGUGAAGGUUUUCCAGCUGGUCGAUCGAUACGCUGAGCUCACGGUCAUUUCUACUGUUCGAGAUCGGACACUGGUGGAACAUGAGCUGCUGGCAAGAGGCAGAGACCACGAGGAGUGGAGACAGAAACAUCUCUGCAAAGACUUGGAGAAACUCCACAUUGCUAAUCUGUUUCAGAAUCGUUACUCACAUAGUUUUCGGGAAGAAAUGAAAAGAACCUCAGGAUGUUCGGCAGCAGUGGCCGGAGUCCCGGGGAUCGGGAAAACAACAAUGGUACAAAAGAUUGUUUAUGACUGGUCCACAGGGAAAAUAUACGAGCAAUUCCAUUUUGUAUUCGUUUUCAAAUUCCGAGAUUUCAACUCCAUUAACUGCAGAAUAAAUCUGAGGGAAUUGAUUCUGGAUCAAUAUCCUUACUUUGGGAAUGUUCUGAGAGAGGUGUGGAAGAACCCAGAGGGCUUAUUGUUUAUUUUUGAUGGUUUAGAUGAAUUCAAACACAGAAUCGAUUUUGCUGACAGUCGGAGAGACACAGAACCCAAGCACCAGUGCCCAGAUCCCGAGUGGUGGUGUGAAGUGUCGGACAUUGUGUACAGUUUAAUCCAACACAAGCUGCUCCCAGGGUGCUCAGUGCUGGUGACCACCCGCCCUACUGCGUUACAUUUAUUGGAAAAGUCAGAGAUCAGCAUCUGGGCUGAAAUCCUGGGAUUUGUUGGUGAGGAACGGAAGGAAUAUUUCAUCAGAUAUUUUGAUGAUCAGACGGUGGCAGAAGCUGUUUUCAAAUACGUGAAGGAGAACGAGAUCCUAUACACCAUGAGCUACAACCCCUCCUACUGCUGGAUCCUCGCUCUGGCACUGGGCCCCUUUUUCUCACAAAGAGUCAGUGACCCGCAGCGAGUUCCCAAGAACAUCACCCAACUCUAUUCCUACUAUAUCUACAAUAUCCUGAAAAACCACGGCCGUGAAAUUGAGAACCCCCGUGAAGUGUUACUCAGGGUUGGUCAGAUGGCCUUCAGAGGAGUGUCCGAGAAGAAGAUUGUGUUUACGGGUGAAGAUUUGAUCAACUACAAUCUGCAGCCUUCCCAGUUCCUGUCCGGGUUCCUGAUGGAGCUUUUGGAGAGAGAAAAUUCUGCCCGGAGCGUGGUGUACACAUUCCCACACCUCACCAUCCAAGAGUUUGUAGCUGCAGUCGCACAAUUCCUGACUCUACAUCCCGGCGAUAUACUGAAAUUCCUCACUGAAGCCCACAACACGACAGAUGGGCGAUUUCAGGUAUUUCUCCGAUUUGUUGCUGGUCUCUCCUCCCCAAUGACAGCUCGGGGCCUGGAGGAGUUUCUGGGUCCAUUUCUUCAUCAAACAACCUGCCGGGUGAUUGACUGGGUGAAAGAGGAAGUUAAACGCCAGAUUGGAAACGCAAGGAGUGAAGCUGGUAAAAGGAGCCUCCUGAACACAUUGCACUACCUGUUUGAGUCUCAGAAUCGUGGACUGGCUCAGGCUACACUGGGAUCUGUGGAAAAUCUUUCAUUCAGUGAAAUGUCACUGACCCCGAUUGACUGCGCGGUCCUGGCCCAUGUCAUCGGAUUCUGUGAUACAAUAAUAAACCUCGAUCUGGCUGGCAGCCACAUUCAGUGUGAAGGAAUCCAGCGGCUGGGACCCGGGCUGCACAAGUGCCAGGAUUUGAGACUUGGGCGUAAUGAACUGGGAGAUUCUGAUGCGGCACUAAAGAACCCGGAGUGUAAAAUAGAGAAACUGCGGCUGAGCCAUGUCGGUGUCACAGAUUCCGGUGCCAAGGAACUCACUUCCGCACUCAAUACAAACCGAUCACUUACGGAGCUGCUCCUGAGUGAAAAUGACCUGGGAGAUUCAGGAGUGAAACUGGUGUCUGCAGCUCUGAGGAAUCCGGAGUGUAAAAUACAGAAAUUGGGGCUGGAGAAAGUUGGUCUCACAGAUUCUGGUGCCGAAGAUCUCGCCUCCGCUCUCAGUACAAACCCAUCAAUGUCGGAGCUGUACCUUGGUGAUAAUAAGCUGAGAGAUACCGGAGUUAAACUGAUGUCAGUGGGUUUGAGGAACCCGGAGUGUAAUUUACAGAAACUGCGGCUGGAGAGAGUCGGUCUCACACAAUCUGGUGCCAAGGAUCUAGCCUCCGCUCUCAGUACAAACCCAUCACUGACGGAGUUGCAACUGAGUGAUAAUGAACUGGGUGAUUCAGGAGUGAAACUGGUGUCUGCGGCUCUGAGGAACCCGGGGUGUAAAAUACAGAAACUGGUGCUGGACAAUGUCGGUCUCACAGAUUCUGGUAUCGAGGAUCUCGGCUGCGCUCUCAGUACAAAUUUAUCACUGACGGAGCUGGAUCUAGGAUGGAACUCUCUCACAGAUCGAUCUGUCCCCGGUCUCCGCCGCCUCAUACUGACUCUCCCCAGUCUGGUAUGGAUCCGGCUGGGUGGGAAUCAGUUCAGUGAGACCGGGAGGAAGGAACUGAGAUCUCUGCAGGAACCCAGACCCGGACUAAGAGUGUGGACCGCGAACCUGCUUCAGUCUCGUGCUCCGCGAAAAGAGAAGCGAUCCCGCAGCCGCAGUGACGUAAUUCCGCCUCCUGUCCAGCAGAGGCGCUGUUUCCGCCGGUUAUCCGCUUUCGAGACUCCCCACGUGAGAUGGAGAAUUACGCGAGGAUGGCGGGUUUCAUUCUGGGACGCCAUUGAUGACAUUAAGAAAACCCUCGACUUUAUCUUUGAAGUGGUGAGCACCCUGAAGUCUGAUGUCGUGCAAAUCAAUGGGCCUUGUACGGACCACGAAAAGAGGCUGUGGUUCGCCGAGGACCUGACUGCAGCUGAUAAGUUUGCCCGACAGAAGCUGUGGCCGCUGGUGGAGGCGACUAGAAAAGAUGAGAAGCGUGCUUUGUUUGCUGGUACUCGAGCUUUCAUUGAUGGAAAAGAGAUCCGAGCAGAACUGUAA
This is a messenger RNA of Hypanus sabinus (Atlantic stingray), 3069 nucleotides long. RefSeq names its product NACHT, LRR and PYD domains-containing protein 12-like. Lineage: Eukaryota; Metazoa; Chordata; Chondrichthyes; Myliobatiformes; Dasyatidae. Gene Ontology annotation, molecular function: protein binding. Gene Ontology annotation, cellular component: cytoplasm. The record is from RefSeq and is a predicted model, not a curated record.